This is a messenger RNA of Laccaria bicolor S238N-H82, 731 nucleotides long. RefSeq lists its product as uncharacterized. The record is from RefSeq and is a predicted model, not a curated record. Bases 1 to 645 code for a protein of 214 amino acids. Gene Ontology annotation, molecular function: protein-folding chaperone binding. The transcript has 3 exons. NCBI's taxonomy places the organism in Eukaryota, Fungi, Basidiomycota, Agaricomycetes, Agaricales, Hydnangiaceae. Gene Ontology annotation, biological process: protein stabilization.
AUGUCGUCUCCUAUUCUACCCAACCGCCAAUCAACAGUCCUUGCCAGACACGAAUUUUAUGAAUCCGACGAGCGAGUCGUUCUCUCUGUCUUUGAUCGUGGCGCAGAUCCUGCUGAGGUCACCGUCACUUUUGAGCCGAGAAAGGUCAUCUUUCACUUCACCUAUGCCCAUGGCGAGAAAUCUCUCGUUCUCGAGCCCUUGAAGGGCCAGAUCGAUCCCGACGCCAGUGAUUACACAGUAGGCAAGGUCAAGGUCGAGAUUCGACUGGUGAAACGUACGCAAGGAAGAUGGGGAUCGCUUGUCGGAGACUCUCCAGACCCACUCGCCAAUACCACGUACUCCGCAGCACCUGAGACAAGGCCCGCUCGUAAACCUGCUAAGAAUUGGGAGGGCAUUACCACAGAAAUUCUCGGUAGCGACAAAGAGAAAAGCACCGACGAAGAUCCCAACGUUGGAGGAGACAGCACUCUCAACGGCUUUUUCCAAAAGAUUUUCGCCGACGCUGAUGAAGACACUAAACGAGCUAUGAUGAAGAGCUAUUCGGAAAGUGGUGGUACCACCCUGAGCACCAACUGGGAUGAGGUUAAAAAGGCGCCAGUGGAAGUCAAACCUCCCGCAGGUUCUGAGUGGAAAAAGUGGAAUUGAACUUGAGCAUCGUACUCUUUCGAAGAAUCGUCUGUUUUCUACUGGCUUUGUCGCAAUGCUCAUAUGUACGAUCUAUUGAGAUGGUC